AUGUCGACUCUUCCUGCCAACGCCACUCCGGAGGAGAUCGAGGAGGAGCUAGGUUACUACGCAAUCUGCAUCAGCACCCUCGAUCCAGACGCCGACGACUAUCAGACCGACCUGGACAGGUAUCAGGAGGUGACAGCAGACCUGGAGAGACGGCUCGCUGCCAUGCAGUCCAAUCCAGGGCCUUCCAAUCCGGGCCACUUUGGUGUGGAUGGUGCUGCCGACCAGCAUUCAGAUGGUGCUUCGUGGUGGCAAGUCGCUAUGAACUCUCGCCCGGCCAGCAACCACAGCACUAGCAGCAGCGCUGCAUCUGUAAAUCAUCACGGUCUUGGAGGUCCUUCUGGUCUGAGCGUGAAUGGCAACAAGCGCACGCGGCCAGAGUCUUCCAACUUCGAAGAUCACAUGUCAAAUAAGCGUUUGACACCAGAGCCGUCUCGCUCGACUCUGACAUCACAUGCUUCACAUGAUUCCCGCGGGCCAAGUGAGAGAGCGCAGAUGCAUCAGCGUGCCGCCGAAGCCGCUAUCAGAAGACAAGCUGAACUUCAACAAGCAGACGCCGCCUUUGCUCGACAACUCAGCCAGUCCAACUCCUUUACUUCCUCUGGCACUCCAACAUCAUCCAGACCAAGCGUGCAGACCACUAUCAAUCACGACGGCACUUUCCACCGACGACCACCGACUGUUCAUCCGUCACCUUCGCCACUGGCACAGCACCCGUCGCAUUACGGGGGAUCUUCCACACUUUCGCACAACAACAGCAACCACAAUUUCAUCAAGCCUGAGCCGUCUUCAGCUGGGAGUCAGCAGCAACUAGUGCGGCGGCCGCGUGAGCCGCCUCCAGUAGUCGACCUCACUGGUAGUGACAGUGAGGACGAACUCGAAGAGAUAGCUCCAACACGCUUCACACCAAACAGCCGACCGGCACCACGAGCUCCCAACGGCUAUUCACAUGCAGGAAUGAGGUCUUUGCACACUCCAACUCCAACGACUAUGCAGCAACCCAACAACAUGACUAUGCCUGGCGCGUACCCGUCUGAUCGCCCGCCACCAGGAUUCCAGACCUUCGUCAAUUCAGCACCAAAUGGGGGUCGUGCUCAGAACGGCGGCCCCAGCUCUGCUGGCCAUGUCUACAGGAGCCCCUUCCUAAACGACGCCAUGUCUGGGAUCCGAAACGCCUCAGCGACCCUUGGCAGUCAGAUGCAAGAGCUCAGCAACUUGGUGUACGGCUCAAGCCGUUCACGUCCGCUCGAUCUUGACGAUGACGACGAACUCAUCUACGGUGGUUCGCGUCAACUCGGCAAUUACGCCGGAAACCAGGCACUGUACGACGAUCGCUAUGCGGCGUUGGCAAACUACGAUCCUGCAAAGUCCAAAGCAGAGAUCGAGGCGCUGCUAGAGAACAUCAGACCUGAUGAAGAGAUGCCGGCUCAUUUGAGGGUCACUACACCUCGAGACAUGAACGUCCAGCUUCAUAAGUACCAAGAACUGGGCUUAACUUGGUUGAAGAACUGCGAAGAGGGCUCUACGCGGGGAGGAUGCCUAGCUGAUGAUAUGGGUCUUGGAAAAACGAUUCAAAUGCUUUCGCUGAUCGUGGAGAGGAAAUCAGAUGAUCCGCUGUGCAAGACCACACUCAUUAUUGCACCUGUGGCCCUAAUGCGGCAAUGGAAGCAAGAGAUUAGUACCAAGAUCAAGCCGACUCGGAGAUUGUCGGUCAUCAUUCACCACGGGCAGUCCAAGAAGAAGAGCUUCAGCGACCUCCAGACUUACGAUGUGGUGUUGACGACCUAUGGCAGUAUUGCAUCCGAGUUGAAGAAGCUGGAAGCGUUCCGCCGUCGCCAGGUCUCUGACCCCGAUGCGCGCCCAUAUCCUCGCGAAAAGUGUGUCCUUCUGGACCCUAAUGCGAAUUGGUAUCGUGUCGUAUUGGACGAAGCCCAGUGCAUCAAGAACAGGAAUACUCAAACCGCCAAGGCAGCAUGCUUGCUGAGGGCCAAAUACCGAUUCUGUCUCUCCGGCACCCCGCUACAGAACUCUAUCGUAGAGUACUAUUCACUCGUCAAAUUUUUGCGCAUCAAGCCAUACUGCGAAUGGGAGAAGUUCCGCAUUGACAUCGAUACGCCCAUCAAGUCGGCUCAUGACGACAUCAGGGCCAACGGUAUGCAGAGACUGCAGGCUCUAUGCAGAGCCAUUAUGCUCCGUCGCACGAAGAAGAGCACGUUCGAGGGCAAACCAAUCCUGGUUCUUCCAGAGCGAUCUACAACCGUCGACAAUCCCGUUUUUGACGAGCAUGAACGGGCCUUUUACUCCGCUCUCGAAUCUCAAACACAACUCACGUUCAACAAGUACCUUCGCCGUGGACAAGUCGGCCAGCAGUAUUCUGCUAUACUUACUUUGCUCCUAAGGCUCAGACAGUGUUGUUGCCAAAAUUUCGGGAUGAAUAUCCAGACGGAUCUGAACGAGGAGCAGAUGCUCGACUUCGCGAGACAGCUCGAUCCGGCUGUGGUCUCUCGGAUCAAGGAAGCUGGUGGCAACUUUGAGUGCCCUGUAUGCUACGACGUGACAUCCAAUCCCGCAUUGAUCAUCCCCUGUGGACAUGAUACGUGCGCUGAAUGCUUCAGUCGCAUUGUUGACCCCGCCAACGCCAUUCAGAAUGGCGACGAGAACGCGGGCGCUCGUUGUCCGGAAUGCCGGGGACCUAUCGAUGCCAAGCGCAUUACAGACUUUCUCAGCUUCAAAAAGGUCCACAUGCCCGAGUUGCUCACGCAAGAGGAGCGCGAGAGCUCAGAGGUCGUUGAGGAAGAUUCCAGCGAUUCGGAUGAGAGCAGUAGCGAGGACGAAGACGAAGAAGAGUCCGCGGAUCCUACGCUUGACGGCUUCAUAGUCCCUGACGAUGAAGACGACUACGAGCCCGAAGAGGACGAUGAGCGGGAAGAAGGCGCUCCAGGUCCUUCGAAGAAGAGCAAGCAGUCGAAGUCUACGAGCAAGAAAUCGAAGAAGGGCAAGGGCAAGAAGAAGUCCGUCACGCUCGCGGAGCUGAAGGCGAAAGCCAAUCGCAACAAAGACGCGAAGAAGAAGUAUCUCAAACGUCUGGAGAAAGGCUGGGUGAGCUCUGCAAAGAUCGAGAAGACGAUGGAAAUCUUGAAGGACAUUAUGGAUGACGAGGAAGGAGAGAAGGUCCUCAUUUUCAGUCAGUGGACGUCGUUGCUCGACUUACUGGAAGUUCCCAUCAGUAAGGAAGGAUACGGUUACCGCCGUUACGACGGCAGCAUGAGCGCAGCAGCACGUGGCGAUGCUGUAGACGACUUCCGCAGCGAGCAGAAGAACGUUCGCAUCAUGCUAGUCUCACUGAAGGCUGGGAAUGCGGGUCUCAACUUGAACAUGGCCAGUCAAGUCAUCAUCCUCGAUCCAUUCUGGAACCCUUACGUCGAGGAGCAGGCCAUUGAUCGCGCCCACCGCCUAGGUCAGACUCGGCCAGUUACAGUUCACAGGAUUCUGAUCGAAUCCACGGUGGAGGACAGGAUUCUGGCUCUACAGGAGAAGAAACGGGCUCUCAUCUCGGAAGCUCUUGACGAGCAGAAGGCGGGCGAAAUUGGCCGCCUUGGUGUUCAAGAGCUUGCCUAUCUCUUCGGCGUAACGCACGACCCAAGCGCCAGAAUCGAGUAUAGAGAGCGCCAGAGACGUUGA
Messenger RNA from Zasmidium cellare ATCC 36951, 3678 nucleotides. RefSeq lists its product as uncharacterized. Lineage: Eukaryota; Fungi; Ascomycota; Dothideomycetes; Mycosphaerellales; Mycosphaerellaceae. The record is from RefSeq and is a predicted model, not a curated record. The transcript has 3 exons. Gene Ontology annotation, cellular component: cytoplasm. The coding region runs from base 1 to 3678 and encodes 1225 amino acids. Gene Ontology annotation, molecular function: ATP-dependent chromatin remodeler activity; ATP binding.